AUGUGGUUUCACACUGGACAACCAAAGGGGACAUGUGUUCUGCAGCUGCUGACGUCUGUGUUGAGGGAUGAGACUGAGUGGGAGACACCAGACUCCUUCAACCCUGGACACUUUCUAGAUGAGAACGGUCAGCUGAGGAAACGAGACGCCUUCAUACCCUUCUCUGCAGGCCGCAGGGCUUGUCUUGGAGAGAGUUUGGCCAGGAUGGAGCUCUUCCUGUUCUUCACCUCCCUCCUUCAGCGUUUCCGCUUCACACCUCAUCCAGGAGUGUCUGAAGAUGAUCUGGAUCUCACUCCAGUCGUUGGUUUGACUUUGAACCCUUCACCUCACAAACUGUGUGCAAUCAGUAGAACUGAAAGUCAACCAAACUGA
Carassius auratus (goldfish) is the source of this 372-nucleotide messenger RNA. Its product is annotated as cytochrome P450 2K6-like. Gene Ontology annotation, molecular function: heme binding; oxidoreductase activity, acting on paired donors, with incorporation or reduction of molecular oxygen, reduced flavin or flavoprotein as one donor, and incorporation of one atom of oxygen; iron ion binding. Gene Ontology annotation, cellular component: cytoplasm; intracellular membrane-bounded organelle. The transcript has 3 exons. Bases 1 to 372 code for a protein of 123 amino acids. NCBI's taxonomy places the organism in Eukaryota, Metazoa, Chordata, Actinopteri, Cypriniformes, Cyprinidae. The record is from RefSeq and is a predicted model, not a curated record. Gene Ontology annotation, biological process: xenobiotic metabolic process.